Spinacia oleracea (spinach) is the source of this 327-nucleotide messenger RNA. RefSeq names its product acetyl-CoA carboxylase 1-like. The transcript is spliced from 3 exons. The record is from RefSeq and is a predicted model, not a curated record. Bases 1 to 327 code for a protein of 108 amino acids. NCBI's taxonomy places the organism in Eukaryota, Viridiplantae, Streptophyta, Magnoliopsida, Caryophyllales, Amaranthaceae.
AUGGAGGAAUCGCUUAUCAAGACUGCUAGAAAUGCUGUUGGUGAAGGGUUAACCCAUAAAUUAAUCUGCUAUGGAAAUGGUUUAGUGGAAGGACAAUCCUGUUACUAUGAGAAGAAGCUAACAGAGUUACGCGUACAGAAGGUGUUAAAUCAGUUGUCAAAUAUCGGUAACUCAUCAUCAGAUUUGAGAGCUCUGCCUCAUGGUCUUGCUUCCUUAAUUGAAAAGGAAGAGCUAGCUAGUUCCUUCCAAAUUGUAACAGACAACCAUGGUCUAGUGGAGGAAGUACAGCCAGGGUACUUCCCAACACGCAGAGAUGUGAAGCCCUAG